GACCAAACAUAUGCUUUUAUUUUUGAUAUACGAUGCUUCAACCGGAAGAAGUUUUUACGUGACUCGAAAAAACUUCACAUGCAUUAGCCAGCUGGAUGGGAGGAAAGGGAGUCGGGCAAAGACAAACAUGAACAAGCUGAAGUCCUCACAAAAGGAUAAAGUUCGUCAGUUCAUGAUUUUCACACAAUCCAAUGAGAAAACCGCACUGACCUGUCUGUCACAGAAUGACUGGAAACUAGAUGUUGCCACUGACAAGUUUUUCCAAAAUCCAGAGCUCUAUGUUUCAAAUCUAAAGGGGGCCUUAGACAAGAAGAAGCUUGAUCAGCUGUACAACAGAUAUAGAGAUCCUCAUGAUGACAACAAGAUCGGCAUUGAUGGCAUCCAGCAGUUCUGUGACGACCUGGCUCUGGACCCAGCCAGUAUAAGUGUACUUCUCAUAGCCUGGAAGUUCAGGGCAGCAACACAGUGCGAGUUUUCAAAACAGGAGUUCAUGGAUGGCAUGAUAGAACAGGGGUGUGACAGCGUAGAGAAGCUAAAAGCUCAGCUGCCAAAGAUGGAGCAAGACUUAAAGGACCAAGGGAAAUUUAAGGACUUUUACCAGUUUACAUUUAAUUUUGCAAAGAAUCCUGGCCAGAAAGGUUUGGAUUUAGAAAUGGCAAUUGCAUAUUGGAAUUUAGUACUGGCUGGAAGAUUCAAGUUCCUGGACUUGUGGAACAGUUUUUUAGUUGAGCACCACAAAAGAUCAAUUCCUAAGGACACUUGGAACCUCUUACUAGACUUCAGCACAAUGAUCACAGAUGACAUGUCGAAUUAUGAUGAGGAAGGUGCAUGGCCUGUCCUUAUUGAUGACUUUGUGGAGUUUGCACGACCACACAUCGGGACCAAAAGCACGGCAGUUUAAAGGCUGCUCUCACUAAAGGAACAUCGAUGUGAGGUUUCCAACAGAGCGCAGUGAACGGAGGACAAGGGGGCCGCACUGAGCUGAGAACUAUGUUGCCUUUUCAACCCUCAGGACUGAAAUAUUUUACACAGCAGAGACUUUAUAUAUGUGUGUGUGUAUUUACAUAUAUAAAAAAGGCAUAUCUCUUUGUUGGUCAACUUGUGGUGGUCUGGAACUUUUAUCUAAAGUAUUGGCUUUUGUGUGCGCUCAAGCCAACUAGAGAGGAGUCUCCUCCUCUCAAAAGCAGGUAAUGUUAGAUAGACACACUUUUGAAUUGUAAUCUAAACAAGAGGGUUCAUGAGGGGAUGUUGUUCUUUAAAUAUUGAAUUUUAAUACUUGUGUGCAUUCCUGAUUUUGUUUUUGUUUUGAUACAUUUGUGCGAUAAGUCAGUAUAAAACAUUGAUUGUAAUUUUUUAAGCAUAAUGCUGUUUGUUUAAACACAAAUGUAUAAAGAUAAAAUAAAUGUUUCAAUUUGGUAUCUUUAAAACUAA
Messenger RNA from Perca fluviatilis (European perch), 1431 nucleotides. It is a transcript of the gene dcun1d1, whose product is annotated as DCN1, defective in cullin neddylation 1, domain containing 1 (S. cerevisiae). Gene Ontology annotation, molecular function: ubiquitin-like protein binding; cullin family protein binding; ubiquitin conjugating enzyme binding. The transcript is spliced from 7 exons. Gene Ontology annotation, biological process: positive regulation of ubiquitin-protein transferase activity; protein neddylation. The coding region runs from base 11 to 901 and encodes 296 amino acids. Lineage: Eukaryota; Metazoa; Chordata; Actinopteri; Perciformes; Percidae. The record is from RefSeq and is a predicted model, not a curated record. Gene Ontology annotation, cellular component: ubiquitin ligase complex.